CCGCCCCGGGCGCUCGUCCGGCACGCGCGUUAACGCCCCUUUAUGUAUUAAUAAAGCCUAUAAUCGUUCUAUAACCUGAACGAAAUUCUUUGGCGUUACUAUCAUAAAAAUGGGUGUAAAUUGGAAUAAUUAGCGCUUUCAUAAACACUUAUCCUGCAAUUUAUUGGCGAUAAAUAAACCUCCGAAAAGUUUUUAUUGUUCUGUUAUCAGUCACUAAAGGUUAUGACUACUACUUUGAUAAUUGGAGGUGAGCUUGGACCCAGAAGUGAAUGGUGCUAGAGAUGGAAUAGAGAAAGUUAAUAUUGGAAAUACACCUACUAUAAAUGCAGGAAUAAGCAGUCCCAUUAUGGAGGAGAUAGCAACCGAGCGUGCGAACAAUAUAAUAAUAACGGUGACAGAGCCUCAAAAAAUCGGCGAAGGCAUGAGCUCAUACGUCGCAUACCGGGUUCUCUCCAAAACCAAUAUGCCUAUAUUUAACAAACACGAAUUUGCUGUACAUAGGCGCUUCAGUGACUUCCUAGGCCUACAUGAGAAAAUGACCGAGAAGUACCUGAGAUCGGGCAGGAUAAUCCCACCUGCACCCGAAAAGAGUAUUGUAGGCACAACAAAACUUAAAAUGUCAUCAACAUCGUCCACGGAAAACGCAAAUGGUGCCAACACGCCUUCAAGUGUUCAAUCUCAAUUCGUCGAAAGAAGGCGGGCAGCUCUUGAGAGAUUCUUGAACCGCGUGGCGCAACACCCCGUGUUGUGCAUCGACCCAGAUUUUCGACAGUUUCUAGAGUCUGAAGCAGAUCUGCCAAAAGCAACAAGCACAUCCGCAUUGAGCGGUGCGGGCGUGUUGCGGCUGUUCAACAAAGUCGGCGAGACCGUGAAUAAGUUUACUUAUCGAAUGGACGAGUCCGACCCUUGGUUCGAGGAAAGAUCUGCCCGAAUAGAAGCCCUAGAAACGUGUCUGAGACGAUUAUUCGGUGCUUGCGAGUCGUUAGCCAACGAACGGCGUGAACUGGGGGUGAGAACACACGACGCAGCCAGGGCUUGUGCGGCACUGUCAGGGGCCGAUCCACAUGCACCCUUGUCCAGAGCCUUAUCUAACCUAGCUGACUUACAUGAAAAGAUAGAACACCUCAGAGUGGAGCAGGCGAAUACAGACUACUACGUGUUAACUGAACACAUCAAGGACUACCUCGGGCUCAUCGGUGCUAUCAAAGACGUGUUCCAUGAAAGAGUAAAAGUGUUCCAGAACUGGCAGCACGCGCAGAUGCAGCUAACGAAACGACGCGAAAACAAGGCAAAGGCUGAGCUUGCCAACCGGCCGGAUAAGAUAGAAACGGCUUCGCAGGAGAUUAUAGAGUGGGAAGCAAAGGUGGAGCGUGGGCAACAAGAGUUUGACCAGAUAUCCCGCGUAAUUAAGAAAGAAGUAGAACGCUGGGAGGAAGCACGGCUUGACGAACUGCGCACCACACUGCUCAGAUAUCUCGACGAACAUAUGAAGCAUCAGGCAAAGUCGAUCCGCUACUGGAAUGCGUUCCUGCCUGAAGCUCGUGCGAUCAAAUGAGUGGGGCGCUGCCGGCGACUCCCCCACUCGCCCUAAAACGCCAAAUUCCACCGCCGCAACCUUACGCGGGCCGCACUUAUUAAGAUACCAAUAACAUAUAAUGUAGAUAAGAAACAAAUACUAUAAUAUACUUACGCGGUGAGACAUAGAAACAGUUACAAAGUUGUUCUCUGAUUUAUUUGCACAUACGCUAACGCACACAAACGACACAUUUUCUUAAUUGAAAACUGAAGUUAAUUUUUUCAUACUUAUUAAUGCAGAUCG
Molecule: messenger RNA, 1819 nt
Organism: Hyposmocoma kahamanoa
Lineage: Eukaryota; Metazoa; Arthropoda; Insecta; Lepidoptera; Cosmopterigidae
Gene: Snx1
Product: sorting nexin-2
Exons: 10
Coding region: 347-1555 (402 amino acids)
Biological process (GO): early endosome to Golgi transport
Cellular component (GO): endosome; endosome membrane
Molecular function (GO): phosphatidylinositol binding
Source: RefSeq, a predicted model, not a curated record